Messenger RNA from Glarea lozoyensis ATCC 20868, 1818 nucleotides. RefSeq lists its product as uncharacterized. Gene Ontology annotation, molecular function: potassium ion transmembrane transporter activity. The record is from RefSeq and is a predicted model, not a curated record. The transcript has 3 exons. NCBI's taxonomy places the organism in Eukaryota, Fungi, Ascomycota, Leotiomycetes, Helotiales, Helotiaceae. Gene Ontology annotation, biological process: potassium ion transmembrane transport. The coding region runs from base 1 to 1818 and encodes 605 amino acids. Gene Ontology annotation, cellular component: plasma membrane.
AUGGGCUGUUCGGGGAGAGUCAAGGAGGAGGACCUCAGACCGGAACAGAAGUGGGAUUUUAUCAGUCUGAACGAUUUCAAGAACACCGGCUGCUUUCCUCCUUUCGCAUACGCAUAUCUCGUCGGUUCUCUCGUGGUCUCCAUCGCCGUCUACGGUGUCGAUACCUUUACCGCGGUCAACCUGCUCGCGUUUGAUAAAUGGUCGGGAGCGAUUGCACCAGCGAUCGAUCUCGAUGUCGGUAAAUGGAUAUUCUCGGCUUGUAUCAUAUUAUCGUGGCUCAAUGUUGCGUACGAACAUUUCCGAGCGAUGCGCGUGAUGAAGAGAGGGGCUGUUGCUGAGAGUUUCCUGGAUUCAUUGGCGGUUCGGUUACAGUGCGUUCGAUGGACGAAGACGGGACGCGGAUACAAGCGAUUUCUGGUGUUUGCAGAGUUGACAAAGAGUAAGAAGGGUGCGGAAUAUGUUGCCUUGUUUACAUAUUUCUCCUUUCAGUCUUGGAUUCGAAUCAUCUUUUGCCAAGGUCCACGACAAGUCAUCAACGCAGUCACGCUCUACGCGGUGUUCGAAGCCAACUUUGAAGGCAAAGAGGAUGUUGGUUCGACGUUAUCGACUUUCUUUACCAACAUCGGACAUCUUGCAGAACAGAACAAUCAGCAAGCUGUCGUGUUAUCAGGAAUGAUCUUCACUCUUGUCAUUUGGGUAUUUGGUGUUUUAUCACUGCUCUUAGCCAUUCUGUUCUACUCCUUCUUCCUCUGGCAUUACAUUCCUAAUCGAGACGGUGGACUUACUGGUUACUGCCGGAGAAAGGUUGAUAAACGUCUAUCGCAGAUUGUAUCUGUCAAAGUCAACAAGGCAAUCGAAGAGGAGGAAAGAAGACGUCAAAAUGCUGAUAAGAAGGGAUUGAAGAAGGGAGAAAAGGCGCCAGUUCUUGGACGCCAAGCUACCUUGCCAACUCUGUUCGACCCAAAGAACGAUGACAAGCUACCUAACAUGCCGACCCUCACUAGGAACGACACGAUGCAGACUUUACCUUUGUAUUCAUCUCGUCCUGGAACCCCUAGUGGACAAGCCACUUUACCCGCAUUCGAACUUAAUAAUUUGAGUCAAUCGAGACCAUUUCCUAAUCGCAAUGCAACCAACUCUUCCGUCACAAGCUUUGGCUCGAAUGCUCCUUUGAUGGGAAAUGUUGCAGAAAGUGGAAGAGAUUCGCCUGCUCCAUCGAUAGCGCCUCUGAACAAUGGCUAUCCUAAUGGUCUACCUUCAAGGCCAAUGACCUCGAAUUCAAGCCGGAGUCAAUGGAGUGAAGGUCCAAUUACACAAGGACCUCCAAGAAUGCCGAGCGCCAUGGCCGAUAGAGGGUACACCUCAAGUCCAGUAUCUUACACCGACCCGAGGAGUGCUACUCCAGGAGGACAGACCCUAGAUGGUUACGGUCGCCCAGUACCCCGACCGAUGAACGAAAUGCGUUCGAAUACCCCAAUGGGACCACCAUCAAUAAGACAACAAACACCAUACGACCAAAACAUGGGCCGCUCGUCCCCAGAAAACGGUCGCAACUCCCCCGCCCCAUCCGGCUACGCUCCCUACAACCCAGGCAUGCGAAGCGCAUCCGCUGCCCAACAAACCCGUCCCGUCCCGCAACAGCGGAAUGUCAGCGAGCAUGGGUAUUUCGUCAAUGGUCCACAAAGGCCCGGGACGGCGCAGAGUAUGAAUGUGCAGCCUAGUAUUAAUAGGUUGGCGAGUCCGGCGCCGUAUAAUAAUGGGGGACCGAGUCCGGGGUAUGGACCGAUGGGAGGGGCGGAGGGGUAUAGGAGGAGUUGA